CCUACCGAUUGGGCGCUUGAGCACUACCACCAGCAACUACUAAACCGCAAGACACGAUCAAGUACAAGCUGGUUCCAUCCGUCCGGCAUCGCCGCGUUACUAGCAGUCACAGGCCGAGUUGUCAUCGGGCCGCUCGCGCUAUUCCUCCUUUUCGUCGCCACCAAGUACCUCUCAGACGCCCCUGUCCUCAUCAAGCCCAGCGCCAGCUUGUUCUCGUUCACUGAGAAGGAUUUAUCGAUGGCUGGAGGGUGCACAGGGUGCCUUGGAGCAUGCAAAAUCACUCUGCUCAAGCUCAGUUUGUUCAGUGAUAAGGCGUUCGUCAGUGCCCCGACAUUCGCAGCCCUCGUCAGCCAACCCCCAACGGAAUCGCUCUACGACUUCAGCUCUUUGAACAGUGAUGUUCUAGCUCUCGGAGAGGAAUUGGAUGGUGACGGUACCAUUUGCCACAGCGGCAUCAACGAGUGGGGGUCUACCACGGUCAUGGCCACGAGCACGCCGCAGCAGAUACUGAACAUCGUCUCGACACUCAACAUCGGCGUGUCUCUGCAGACGCAGCGUGAGCUGGAGCUGGCUGUCGAGCGAGAGGACGAGUGCAAGGCGACCUGGACGAUAUUCGGGACUGCGCGGCUCUACUUGUACCCGACUGGCGCUGGCAACGGCGAGUUCGGCAAGAUCCCCGCCGCCACAUUCAGCGUCUUCCCUGAAUUCACCGAGUGCCGGCCAGACGUCGAGGUCGAGUAUACGAAUUCCAAGCUCGCACUAGCCACCGAUGGCGAGGAUCUGCUCGCACAAGUCCCCGAUGUGUUGACGCUCGAAGUCUCGCGCAUUGUUCCAGCCACUAACACGAAGUAUGGGGCCGCGACUGUUGUGGAGCCUGAACUGCAAGCGUACUACGGAGGCUGCCGCGUUCGAGAAGUCAACACGUCGGGCGUCUACAUCGAAGACACGUGCGAGAUCUCCAAGCACUGGGCGACGUAUGGGUUGAUGGUGCAGUCUCCCGACGACAUUCCUCUCUGCAGCACUAAAGACGUCUGCAUCCACAACUACUUCAACACGCAAUGGGAAGGACUGGUGGAGGUGGACCCUCAAAACCCCAACCGAGUCGCGCUCUACCUCAACACCUUCCGCAGUCGAUACGGUGACACCGUCGGGAUCAACCUCCUCCCUGGUAUUGUGGUCACGCAGAUCCUCCUCAUGGGCGUCGUGAGUCUGUACCAGGUGAUGCCACACAGACGAUCGGUGCUGCUCACCCAGAUCUGGGCUUAUCGAUGCCAGAACGGCCGCAUGCAGAUCGUCUACCUGGCUCAGAUCACCUACCACUUCUACUACAACUCGGACCUGUACAUGCUUGGGCUCGCGACUGGUACACUCACCGGUGAAUCCAUCGCAAACCUCACGUGCUGCUUCUUCACCUUCUCGUACUCGUUCGUGAACAUGGUCAAGGCUCGCUCGGGUGACCAGCAGCUGGACAGACACUAUCGACUCAUCUGGGAGGCCCUGCAGUUGCCUGUCACGAUUUGUGUCGGCUCGAUUCUGCUGUCCGUACAGCGCACGCCGUUCGUGUCGAUUCUUACCAAGAACGCGGAGAUUCUACGCAAGACUUCAGCUCGUGGUGCCAAGUACUGCGGGUUAAACGACUCUUGCAUUCUCUUCGCGUAUAACAUGCCGUCGGUGGUGGUGAUCCUGUCCUUAACUCCAACUGUCAUCACCUCGCUCAUCGCCAAACUGUUUACUUCGAAGGUAAAUUCUGUGAACGGUACUUUUGGCUCGAAGAGUGCAGGUAACAAGGUCUCAGCGGCUGGAGUGAGUAUCACGAAGAAGAGGGAGUAUGAAGUCAACUCGGCCACACCCGAGGAGCUCACGUCGUUCGAGAAGAACUGUAUUGGCGCUCCAUUCACUAAAUUAUUCCACGACUGCGAAGAUAUCGCGUACGUCUCGUACAAUGGUAAGAGAUGCAUCACGACUGAGGCGCUGCUGCUCACGGGGUAUCUCUACUAUGGCGAGCACAUCUACCAGGCGACGGCGGUGAUGCUGCUGUUGGUUGCUCGAUUGGUACCGCAGCGAAUGCUACGAACGUUCAAUGUAAUACUGCUCCGUUGGCGCGUAGACCCGCAAGAUGGCACGCUGACUUACCCAUUAUCGUGCACUUGGUACACUGCGAGCACCGAGAACCACAGACUCGGAAUGGCUACACCGAUAGCC
Molecule: messenger RNA, 2202 nt
Organism: Phytophthora sojae
Lineage: Eukaryota; Oomycota; Peronosporomycetes; Peronosporales; Peronosporaceae
Exons: 2
Source: RefSeq, a predicted model, not a curated record